Messenger RNA from Hippoglossus stenolepis (Pacific halibut), 4276 nucleotides. RefSeq names its product DiGeorge syndrome critical region gene 2 (gene dgcr2). The transcript is spliced from 11 exons. The record is from RefSeq and is a predicted model, not a curated record. Lineage: Eukaryota; Metazoa; Chordata; Actinopteri; Pleuronectiformes; Pleuronectidae. Gene Ontology annotation, molecular function: protein binding. Gene Ontology annotation, cellular component: membrane. The coding region runs from base 398 to 2035 and encodes 545 amino acids.
CUGACUCCGCCCCGGCAGCUCCUCCAGCUGCCGCCUGUGUGCUGCAUGUUUGGGAUUGUUGUGAUGAGGAGGCCGCAGCCAUCUUGGAUCAGCGCCGCUCCGCACCGAGCAGCGUUAGAAGGAGGAGGACGACGUUAACGGCGGCGCCAGCGAAGCUAACGUUAGCUCCUCGGCCCCGGAAAAGCCUCGACCCCGUCUCCGUCACAAUGCUCCGCGAACGCCCUCUUCCCCCGUUUGUCGCCGCCUCGAACGCAUGAAGGGAAAUGGGUGAAAGCAGCGUGAAGCGUUUAACGUGAUAGUUCCGGAGGAGGAAGGUGGGAGGCGGCGACGACGGUACAGAUCCUCGGUCUAUGUUUUCACAUUUCUGGAUAGAGGAGUUACUAUGAAUGGAGGAUAAAUGUUGCCGAAGGCUGACAGCAGCAGUUUCGUCCUCUUCUCUCUCCUCUUCGUCCUCACGCUAACGGACCCACCACGGACAGGUCCACGGCUAGCUCUGGCAAGAUUAUUGUCAGAGCAGCGCUGCAGCCCCGGGCAGUUUGCCUGCCGCAGUGGGAAGAUGCAGUGUAUCCCAAUGUCCUGGCAGUGCGACGGCUGGACAGCAUGCGAGGACAAGAGUGACGAGAUGGACUGCCCCCCUGUAAAGGAGGAGAGGUUCCGGUUUGGUAACGGGUAUGACCAGGUAGAAGACGUCAUUGGCGUGGCUCAGCCUGUGCGCUUCAACAUUUCUCCUUGGUCCACAGAGAAAUGCCCCAGCGGGUGGCACCACUAUGAGAAGACAGCCAGCUGUUACAAAGUGUACCUGCGGAACGAGAACUACUGGCAGGCCGUGGACACUUGUCAGAAAGUCAACGGCUCGCUGGCCACGUUUGUGACCAACGAGGAGCUGCAGUUCAUCCUAAAGAUCGAGGUGGACUUUGACGAUAAAGUCUGCGAGCGCAAAGACCAGUGCAAGUUUUGGGUGGGCUACCAGUAUGUGAUCACCAAUCAGAACCACUCCCUGGAGGGCCGCUGGGAGGUAGCAUACAAAGGAUCAAUGCAGGUGUUUCUUCCACCUGAGGGUCUCACCAGUUUCGGGGAGGCGUCUCCCACCCAGGAAAACGUCUUCUGUGCUCAGCUCCAGCGCUUUCAGAUCAAAAGCAUGAAUGAACGAGGCCUUCACAGUUGGCACGCCGAGAACUGCUACAAGAAGUUCCCCUUUCUCUGCAAGAGGAGGCAAACAUGUGUGGAUAUAAAAGACAAUGUCGUAAACGAGGGCUACUACUUCACCCCCAAGGGGGACGACCCAUGUCUGAGCUGCACGUGUCACGACGGCGAGCCUGAGAUGUGCGUGGCAGCGCUGUGCGAGCGGCCGCAGGGCUGCCAGCACUUCCGCAAGGAUCCUAAAGAGUGCUGCAAGUUCACCUGCCUGGACCCAGAGGGAAACAGUCUCUUUGACUCGAUGGCCAGUGGAAUGAGACUGAUCGUCAGCUGCAUCUCGUCCUUCCUCAUCCUCUCCCUGCUGCUCUUCAUGGUGCACAGACUCCGACAGCGACGGCGCGAACGCAUCGAGACACUGAUUGGAGGAAAUUUGCACCACUUUAACCUUGGAAGACGAGUCCCCGGCUUUGACUACGGCCCGGACGCCUUUGGCACCGGCCUCACUCCCCUGCAUCUGUCUGAUGAUGGAGAGGGAGGAGCGUUUCAUUUCCAGGAGCCUCCGCCCCCGUACGCAGCCUACAAGUACCCCGACAUCCAGCACCCCGAUGACCCCCCUCCCCCGUACGAGGCCUCCAUCAACCCGGACAGCCUCCUCUACGUGGACCUCGGACACAACAGGGUUUCCAUGGUGCCGAGCCAGAUGAACGCCAUGGUGGACGGCCUGCAGGCAGAUAUUCCCAACACGUCUUGCCCCAUGCCGGGCUCGGCGCCGGCCACUCAGGAGAGGGAGGACUCCAUAGAUAGCAGCACCCUCCUGGUGGGGCCUGACACGCCGACAGAUGGCCACGCCCCCGCCCCCAUGCCUGCAGACUGCACCACCCUCAGCACCGUGGUAUAGGACGGCAGGAAGCUGCACCCGGACAUUACCUGCUGGUGGAGGAGGGUCGUGAGAACGUCCUGCACACAGGAGAGGACACAGCACGUUGUUGUGUCAUUCAUCUAAAACGCUGACGGCAGAGAGGAGCGUUAUUAUUUGUACAGACGAAUCAGGAGCUGGAGCAGCCUGUUCUCUUUAAGGUGACGGGAUCGAUGCCCUGAUUCUGAAAAUUGUGCAGUUGGACUUCUGAAUUUGUUUUAGUUUUUUUUUCCACCAGCAUCCGAGGCAGCAGAGAGAGAACUGUUUCUGUACAGAGAAGAAAAACAAUACGUUCAAUCUGAGACGGCUACACUUUUACUUUUAGCGUCGACUGAGCGAAGCUUUUUGAAAACAUCUCAGAGUUGACCUGCUUGGUCGAGACGCCCUGAUGUAAAUACCCCCCCUCAGGUCUGUGCCCGUCAGAUUUGUAAUACUUGUGUGUUUUAGUCCAGCACAAGACAGGGAAAAAAUGACAGACGUACAGUGAAGCCAGCUUUUGUUCCUUGUGCUUUUUCUGUUUGCGUCAUUUAAACAUCUGCAAAAUCAUGUUCCCAUCAGCCCCGUCUGUCGCAGCAUGUCCCCCGAACAAGAUUUCUACUCGCUCGUCCAAACCUUCUGACCUUACACUUUCUUAUUAGUCUGAUACAUGAAGCCGUCUUCCAGGUUUAUAGCUCAUAUUUGCAGCGAGAGAUGUUUUGUAGUGAGGAGGUUUAACCUCCAUAAGAAGGUACGAUUAGUUUCCUCCUGUAAGGUUUUUCUCAGCUGACACGACGCGUUCUGUAUCAGCGAAUGUUGUAGUACUGAUAAAUACUGAAUUUGUGUUUCUCUUUGACGAUUAUUUAUGACUGCCGGUUGUAAUCUUGAUUGAUUUAUUGUGGGACGGUCGCGGUGACGCUUUUUCAAGUGUGCAGAUAAGUGAUGAUCAAUUAAAUUUGAGGAGAAAAGUUUGUUUAAAAUCACAAAUUAUGAUCGUAAAUUCAUUGAAUUACGCAGUGUUGUUACUUCGUCAACUCUUCACAGGGUAGUUGUGUAAACGAACCAUGUUCAGUAACGAAGCUCAUCCCUCGAUUAAAUCAGUUUUUCUUUUUUUAUUUGGAAAGUUGAUUUGUCAGUUGUCGUGUGUGUGUGUGUGUGUGUGUGUGUGUGUGUGUGUGUGUGUGUGUGUGUGUGUGUGUGUGUGUGUGUGUGUGUGUGUGUGUGUGUGUGUGUGUGUGUGUGUGUGUGUGUGUGUGUGUGUGUGUGUGUGUGUGUGUGUGAGAGAUCUCUCAGUACAUCUGUUAUCAAGCUUGUUUUUCAGCUACUGACGUCACUGACUGUAGAUGUGAAUCGUUUCUGUUUCGGUGUUGAUGGGUCUGUUGUUCUUGUUUCUCAGUGGGAUUGCAGCAAAAAACUAAAAAAAAUUGUAAUAAAAGAAAAGUGUAAACUGUAUACUUGGAACAGGUUUGACCCCCCCCCGGUUACCACGACAAUCGUUUGACUCGCCCGAGGAUGAAUUUUAUCGAACGAGCCACAACCACCAGCAUCCAACAAGCUUUUGAUCGGACAUUUACCAAAACGGUUGUGAAGGAAUGACUGUGCAACAUCUGUCAUGUUUGGAUGUUCUUUAUGAAAUAUAUUUUUUUUGUGUGCUAUUUUCCCCUUUUUAUUUCCGCAUAUUGACAAUCCGCAGUGGAUACUCCAUCAAACAAGAUCUCAUGAAUUGUCUGAACCGUAACAUGCAUGUGUGUAAACGAGGUGGUGCACUGGUCUGGAUCUUUUUAAUUUUCUCAUCAACGCUUGUUUGGUUGAAAUGUUUCUGACCUGCAGUGCAUGUUUUUAAUCCUCUGGCAUGCUGAGAGAAUUGAUUUUUGAUUUAUUUUUAUUUAAAACAUUUUGGAUGGAUAUAUUUUUAGCUCAACAGUGUGUGUCCUGUACAGUCGGUUCAAAACCUUCCUGCAUUUAGUUUAAAAUUCUCCGUGUGUGUCCACGACCCGAACAGCAGCAUUUACACUGUAGAUCCUGUGCGAGACUAUGGUGGGUGUGAGAACUAACUUUAUUGGAUUUUGAAAUGUUUUAUGUAAAAUAUGAUAAAUCGCUACGUUUUACUGUCUUUUAUUUCUUUAGCCUUUUAAAUUUUACAAAAAUGCUUCAUUUGCAGAGGGGAAGGGGGGGGCUUGUGUUUCUUUUUUGUUUUUCUGAGGUAGAUGUACAUCUAAUCAAAUGCCAAAUAAAUUGCACCAUGAA